This is a messenger RNA of Yamadazyma tenuis ATCC 10573, 2868 nucleotides long. NCBI's taxonomy places the organism in Eukaryota, Fungi, Ascomycota, Pichiomycetes, Serinales, Debaryomycetaceae. The record is from RefSeq and is a predicted model, not a curated record.
UACCAGUUCUUGUUCUAGAUUUCUACAAUAAGCACCGUAUUCAUAUUAUAUUACAGAGGCUAAGAAUAAUUAAUCCCACACGUCAAGGACUUCAAGUGGUGGGGACCAAUUUUUCCCUACAAUCAAGGCUAAAUUUGAAAAUUUAUGAAUUAUUAAGCAUCAAGAACUCCUAUGAUGUCUUCUGGCACAAGUCACACAAAGGAAAUAUACCCCCUAGAUCGAUUGGAUGAUAAACAAGAAGAAAGCAUUAGAUUCGUUCUGUUCAAUAUAAAUGGGGUCAAGACUUUGGGUAAUUACUUUCCUUGGAACAAGCUUAAUAAUAACUUUGACAAAAUUUUUCAGUCUUUGAAGGGAGAUAUCAUUUCUUUGCAAGAGUUGAAACUCAGCAGUGGAAAUUUAUCAUCAACCAAUCUUUGCAAUUUGCGGAAAUACAAAUCGUUUAUUUCGUUGCCAAAGUUGAAAAAGGGGUAUAGCGGCGUGGGUUUAUUUGUACGAAUCCCAGAAGAGAGCGAAGAUGACAAAGUAAAAUACAAUUUGAAUGUAGUUAAGGCGGAAGAAGGAAUUACAGGAUAUUUGAGAAUAAACAAUGAUACCGGACAUCAUACAAAGUUUUUGGACUUAGACGACAACGAAGCAAUUGGGGGGUAUGUGACGAACGAGAAUUAUGAAGAGUUCGAUGAGGAGCUCGCAUUACAAAUAGAUAGAGAAGGGAGGGCAGUCGUGGUUGAACUAGCCAGUGGUUUGGUUAUAUUUUCGCUUUAUUGUCCGGCGAAUUCUAUGCAAACUGAAGAAGGGGAAAGGUUGAAAAACAAAUUCAUGGAACUCUUGAUCAAGCGCUGUCAGAACUUGAUUAAACUUGGAAAGCAGAUAAUGGUGUUAGGCGAUAUAAAUAUCAGUUUGGACCUCAUAGAUCAGGCAGAUGGGAUUAAUGAGAGAUUAAACAAAAAGUUGAUAAAAUAUUCCAACGAUGGAGAAGCUUUUGAAAAGACUAACCAUAAGGAAUGUGUUAAGUUCAAGAGAGAGAGGUUCUCUAGAAUGCAUUUGAGCAAGUUUGUUUUCAGUCCUUUGAAUGUUCCCGAAAUAACAGGAUCAGAGCGAUUUCUUUAUGACACUACGAGAGUAUUUCGAGGACGAACCAUGGAAAUUUAUACUUGCUGGAACACCCUUAAUGGAUCAAGGCAGACUAAUUUUGGAUCGCGGAUUGAUCUCAUUUUGACAACGGAGGCUUGGAAGAACAGAAUAUCAAAAUCUUCCCACUGGCCCUUCUUGAUGGGUUCUGACCAUUGCCCUAUAUUCACUGAUUUUCUAUUAGAUGACAAUGUUAACCUUAAGAAAAUGAGGCAGGCCAAGUUGAGCUUUGAAGCUAAGGCAUUCUAUAAGAUUAUCAAACAUCAUGAUAUAUCAUCUAUGUUCAAAGCAGUGAACAAGAGGAAGGCUCAUGAAAUUGAGGACACAAAGGAAAAUGAAGUCGGUGAUUCAAAAGCCACAAAGAUCACUUACCAAAGUCGGAAAACUGAAAGAAAACCAGAACAAAGGUCUAUACAGACUUAUUUCGGUACAGCGAGAGCAAAUCAAGAACUCAAUGAGAAAAAUAUAAUAGACUCGCUGUCCAAUGUAAACGCAAUACUACAAAUGAGUUCACAACGGAGAGCAACCUUGAAUUUAGCGACUGUUUUUGGAGACCCUCCAAAGUGUCAUCAUGACCAGACAUGUCAAUUGAAAACUAGUUUGACCAAUCCUAAAACAAAAGGUAGGAAAUUCUGGUGUUGUCCCAGGAACGCUGUUGGUAUCCAAGAAGAAGGCAGAUGUACGUAUUUCAAGUGGUUGAACAGUCUGAAAUGAAAAACACCUACAUUAUUAUUUCAUAACCCACACUUUUUAUCUCGAUGCUAUAAGUACAUAAUAUAAUUAUACAAGUCCCUGGUUGUUCAAGAUUUUCUGAAUUCACUCAAAACAGGAUAAAUGGCUUCGAAAGCAGCAUAAAUUUCUUCUCUUUGCUUAGCUCCAGUUAACACAAUUUUUCCUGAGACGAAAAUCAACAAAACAAUCUUAGGCUUAACCAUCCGGUAAAUCAAACCAGGGAACAAUUCCGGUUCAUAAGACGAGAAGGUACCAUGGCUGAAUGCUAAACCUUCUAAUCUAAUGGGGAAUUUGACGUCACAAGAACCAACUAUAUUUUGAAUCUUGAAGUCAGUAAACUUAGCAUUGAAACCCAACUUUUGGAUGAUUCUAGCAUACUUCCUUGAAGCCAAUUUUGAGUCGUUUUCAGAUUUAGCACCAGUGACGACCAUUUUACCAGAAGCAAAAAUUAAUGCCGUCGUUUUUGGCUCUCUAAUUCUCAUAAUGACAGCAGCAAAACGCUUUGGAUUGUAUUCUGCAUUUCUUGCAUGCAAUGCAAUUGUCUUCAAGUCCAAUUUGCAAUCCAAGUUGACAGUAGCAACUAUAUUCUGUAACGUUGGUACUAUACCCAAGGCUGAACCAUCUUCACUUUCAGUUUUAGGUUCUAUUAUUCCAUCUGUUUCUUCCUUCUUGGUGAGUCCGGUUUGUUGUUGCCCACUUAUACCCAGGGGAUACGACAAGGAAUCGGGUCCUGUGAAUGCUUUGGCUUUAGCGGGUGUGACAGGAAGCUUUAAUGAAUCCAUGUUAAGAUAUGUCUGACUUUAAGAAGUAUAGUAGUUGAGAUAACAAGUUAAUGUAUCCCAGAUGCAACUGUGUACGUAAGUUAAUGAAUACACUAGGAUGUUAAUGGGUGACGAACUAUCUAUUUAUUCUAGUAGUUACACAAAAAUCCUAAGAUUUUAAGAUAGAUUGAAUAGGAUUUGUACAAAUCUUAUUACCCGUUUAGGAAGGUGCCUUUUUCCAGAAAAC